AUGAAUCUAGAAGGUGUGGGUGAUGAAGUGAGAUGUUACGCCUUCCCCGUAACCUUAGCAGGGCCGGCAAUCCGCUGGUUCAACGCUCUCUCCCAAGGCUCCGUGACAACUUUUGCGGACAUAACCUGCACCUUCCUGGCUCAGUUUACCACUCGUAUUGCUAAAGCUAAGCACCCGAUCAACUUGCUAGGGGUGACACAGAGAAGCGGGAAACCGACAAGGAAGUACCUAGACAAGUUCAACGAUGAAUUCCUGGAGAUUGACGGCCUAACCGACUCGGUGGCCAGCUUGUGCUUGACGAAUGGGCUGUUGAACGAAGAUUUCAGGAAGUACCUUACCACCAAGCCCGUGUGGACGAUGCAAGAAAUCCAAAAUGUGGCUUGGGAGUACAUCAACGACGAGGAGGUUAGCCAAGUCGUAGCAGCCAACAAGCGGCAGCCCGCCUAUCACCCUGCUCGUCAGCCCGGUAACGGAAAAAGGCCUAAGGAGCACUCCAGGGACGGAGGGCCUGCUAAGACCUUUAAGCCGUUCUCCCGGGUAGGAAAGUUCACUAACUACAAUCCCCUGACGGCCCCGAUCAUCGAGGUGUACCAGCAAAUAGCCGACAAAGGCAUCUUGUCGAAGCUCCGCCAACUCAAGGAUAGAACUGGAGGGAACAAAAACCUCUACUGCGAGUACCACAAAGGCUUCGGCCAUAAAACCCAAGAUUGUUUUGACCUGAAGGAUGCUCUGGAGUAG
This is a messenger RNA of Arachis ipaensis, 738 nucleotides long. RefSeq lists its product as uncharacterized. Lineage: Eukaryota; Viridiplantae; Streptophyta; Magnoliopsida; Fabales; Fabaceae. The record is from RefSeq and is a predicted model, not a curated record.